Molecule: messenger RNA, 1365 nt
Organism: Metarhizium album ARSEF 1941
Lineage: Eukaryota; Fungi; Ascomycota; Sordariomycetes; Hypocreales; Clavicipitaceae
Product: phosphate transporter
Exons: 2
Coding region: 1-1365 (454 amino acids)
Biological process (GO): transmembrane transport
Cellular component (GO): membrane
Molecular function (GO): transmembrane transporter activity
Source: RefSeq, a predicted model, not a curated record
AUGCUCUCCAGUGUCUUUCUCAUGCAACCUGUUGGACAAGCUUUGGCUCAACUGGUGGGCCUCUUGGUGUUGCUUGGUUUCAACAACUCCAACAACUUCCAGGCUCUGCAAUGUGGUCUUAACACGGCAAACGCAGAAGAAUGCCGGAGGGCUGUCGACGGCAUUUGGCGCAUUGUCAUCGGCUCGGGCGCGAUUCCCGCCCUCCUCGCCAUAAUUUUCCGAUUCUUUCUGUUUGAUUGCGGCCUAUACAGCCUCGAGGUCCGAAACAAACCCGCUGUAGCCAUUAUGAACACUCAAAGAAUAUAUGGUGCGCCUGUGAGUGGCACUCUCGGAAGCACCUUUCAGAUGCAAAAUCAAAACGGCAUGCAGCCUGAACUACCCCCUAGACCAAUGACGAUUCAGUUCUCCAAGGAAGAUCUGUACAACUACUUCAUCAGGGAUAAGAACUGGCAUUAUUUGCUAGGAACAUCCAUGACGUGGUUUGUUCUUGACGUUAGUUUCUACGGCCUCUCCCUGGACAAUAGAAGAACUUUGUCAGAUAUGUGGGCAACCAGAGACCCCGUACCCAUUGACGAGAAUCUGAAGUGCUGGAAGUCGUCGAUCCCUGGAGGCAAUUCAACUGUCCCGCAGUGGAAGCAGACGGGCGUUCCCGUAUGGCAAACCGACGUCUUGCACCCGUGCGCUACCAUUUACGACGUUUUAGUUGAGCAGACGAAGCAGUAUCUGCUGACCGUCUCUCUUGCUUCCAUCGCUGGAAGCGUUUGUUUCAUUUAUUUUGCAAACCGAUUGCCUCGUCGACACUGGCUGACUGCCUCUUUUCUUAUACUGACGGUACUCCUCAUGGUCACUGGGGGCGUUUACUAUGGAGUCCACCACUCAGCGGCUGCCCCUGCUACAGUUGUAUUUGUUGCCAUCAACCACUUCAUUUUCAACUUUGGAGCAAACACAUUGACCUUCAUUAUUCCGGCCGAAAUCUUCCCCACGUGCUACCGCUGCACAUGCCACGGCAUCUCUGCGGCAUCUGGAAAACUAGGCAGCAUCGUAGCUGUCCUAGUUGUAUACGGCAUCAACUCUGCCUACAAGAGCGAAAGUAGACAGGGCCUCAUCUUCCUCCUCUUCGGCUCGGUAGCAGCCAUGGGCGCCGUAUUUUCAUGGCUGUACCUCCCUGAUUCGCAGCGUGUGAUGGAAGACGAAGGAAAGAGGUUCUUGGAAACAAAGGAUCUGGAAGAGUUGGGAGAAGGGCGUGAGAGGGCCCGGCUGAAUGGCGAGUCGAUUACAACUCGCGAAAAAGUGGGAAAAUUUGAAACGAAGACGACCACUGCGUCCACGCAACGCAUCGACAGCGCCAUGAACCUAAAACUGUAA